AUGUCGGCAGUCUCCCUUCGUUUUUUGCUUACUUGGGUAAACAAGCUAAAACCUAGUGGCGAAAAAACAUAUACUGCAACUUCUGAAACCAUCGCUACAUCAAUAUCUUUAUUAUUAACACCUCAAUGUACACAAAUAACUACCAUUAGAAAUAUUCAAUCGAUGUCAGAUGAAGAGUAUAUAUCAUUCAACUGUAAAAUAAUCGAUAUAGGUUAUGUAAGAAUUUCAUCUUAUCUUACUGUAGUUCACCGUUACAAUUUAUUUUCUUCUGUUGAGGAUGAAGCUGUCGUCUUUAACAAUGCACAAAAGCGAGUUCAAAAACUCAAAAGAACUACGAUAGUAGCUGAUAAAAGUGAUUUUAUUAAUAUGAAUAUAUGGGAAAAUAAUUUUGAUUCAAUAAAAAAAGAUCAAUGUUAUUUAAUUAAAUUAGCAAAAGUCAAAAUAUUCAAUGAUGAGCUAUCAAUAACAACAACAACACAUACAAAAUUUGAACCUAUCGAAGAUAUUCCUGAUGUUAUGGGUUGUAAUUCUAUUCAAAUCAUACAAGAAUCAACAAUAGUCGGUGUGAUAUCUUCAAUUGGAUUAAUAGAACAACGUUGUAUCUGUCCAAAGUGUUACUCAUCGAAUGUUGAAUGUAAUAAUAAAACCGUAAGAUGCAUAGCAUGCAAAUCAAAAUCAUUAUAUAUAAAACAUUCAGUUGAACAAAAACAAAUGAAACUUAAUGUUAUAGAUACUAAUCAGAAGACAUUUGCAUUUGUUAUCAAAACAUCUCAAAUUGAAGCUUUAUUAGAAGAAUGCAAUCAUCAUGAACUUUGUCAAAAUGAUUUAAUUGAAGACGAAAAUGUUUUACUUGCAUUAUCUUUGAUAAAUAUCUUAAUUAACUUUAAUCCUAAAACUGAAUAUAAAUACUAUCACAUUAAAUAA
Messenger RNA from Rotaria socialis, 924 nucleotides. The record is from the annotation of a GenBank genome assembly. NCBI's taxonomy places the organism in Eukaryota, Metazoa, Rotifera, Eurotatoria, Philodinida, Philodinidae.